GGCUGAACGACGAUCUCUACAUUGGUCGAGACGCCAUGCGUGUUUGGUGACAGUAGUUGUUCCUCAUUUUCUGAAACUCUUUUUAAUUUUCUAGUGGUCGCACUGAAGCGAAUCUGUUAUCACACUGGUACCGUGCCAAUUGGAAAUUCUUUCGACAAAACAAGAAACCAAGUACACAUAAUAUUGGUUUUGGAAUAAGUGAUUGACAUGCAUCUCUUCUGCGAGCACUCACGACAUGAGCAAAAGUCGGGGUGUUUAUAGACGAAGGGACAGAAGCACAUCCUCUGAAAGCUCUUCUUCUCGUCAAGGUCGUGACCGCCUUCGGAGCAAAAGUCGAUCCCGAUCUCGAACUAGAAGUUCAGUGAGAAGCAGUGAAAGAGAUAAAAAAACCUUUGGCAAUAUUACAAAUAGCAAAGACCCAAAGGACAUAGACUCUCGUGUUUUUAUUGGAAAUUUAGGCACUGAGGAGAUUUCCCGGCAUGAGUUAGACGAUUUGUUUAGUUUAUGCGGUAAAGUUGCAGGAGUCUCUGUACACAGAGGUUUUGCGUUUGUACAAUAUUUUAACAAGGAAGACGCUGAGCGUGGUGUUGAGAAGUACAAUAAUACAUAUAUUAAAUCACGAAGAGUAGAUUGUAAUCUUGCUGGUGAGAGACAAAAAAAUCAAGAAGCUAGAACAGUUAUGGAUAGAGACCGUGAUAGAGAUCGAGGAAGCAGAGAAGGCAGCAGAAUUCUUGACUAUGACAGAUUUGAUCCUUAUGAUAGGCCUUAUGAUAGGCAAAGAUCUCGUGAACGUUCACCAUUACGUGAUCCUUAUGCUGACCGAUAUAGAGGAAGAGACUCAGAACUAGAUCGGAGGCGUUUAUUAGAUGAACGUGAUCGUGAUCCUUAUGACCGGCAUGAUCCCUUUCCACCACGCGAAAGAGACCGUGUAGAUGAUUACUAUCGAGGACGCCGGGAUGUACGAGAUAUUAGAGAUGAACGUGAUGAUCCAUAUGCCAGGGACCCAAGGCGAGAUGAGAUUCGAGAAAGAGAUCAUUAUGAAAGACCGUCAGCUCGUGAUAGACUUCCCCGUGCUUAUGCUGAUUUCAAAGAACCUGCACCACAACCAACACCGGAUCCAAUACAAAGACCUGUUGAUUGCGAAGUAAUUGUGGUCAAUAGACAACAACGAGAUUAUGCAGAGACAGUUGAAAGACGUCUAAAGCAGAUUGGUCUGAUAGUGGAUAUUAUUUUCUUAACAUCUGAUGUUUCUUUGGGACAAGCCUUAGAUGACGUGUCAAGACGUGGUGUGUUAUAUGCUACAAUGAUCACAAGCCAGCAUGAACUUCAUCGCUCAGUUACUCUGAAUAUACUACAUGGGACACCACAAGAACAUAGGAACAUGCCGCUGGAUGAUGCCAUGACAUUUAUCGCGCGUAACUUUGAACGUUACAUGCAAAACCUUCGUGAAAAAAGUUUAGCAGCAAAUUUAAGCUUGGCCACAGGUGUAGAGUUAACAGUCCCACAACUCCUGUGUCUAUUGGCUGAUGGAAAACAACUAACAGUGGGAGAACUGGGUAAGGUUAUCGAUUAUCUUCAAGAUCGCAAGAAUAAGCUUUUGGAAGGUGAAGUUGGGAAUGCACAAUUGAUGGAUGUGCGAAUGACCACUGCUGACGAUAAAGCUAGCACUCAAAAGUUAUUAGAACUGCAACAACAGCAGCAGCAGCAGCAACAACUACUACAGCAGCGACAGCAGCAGGAGGAGCAGCAACAACAGCAAGCUGAUCUUCAAGCAAAGAUUUUGAAAAUAUUCAACCCAAGUGGUACUGCAGCCAGUAGUGCACCAACUCCUACAACUGCAGAUAAUUCAACUGCCAACCGCCAAAAUAUUAAUCCAUUUGGUAUUGCUAGUGUUGCAGCUUCUCAGCAACCACAAGCCAAAGCUCAGCCAGUGCAACCUGCAACUCGUCCUCAAACCUCAAUUCCGUCACUUAUGGAUCAGCCUGUUCCUCCUCCAACUAAUGUUUUAUCUAAAAUAGGGAAGGCUGCAGAAAGUAGGCCACAGUCUUCUGCUCCACCAGUUUCCUCAACAGGGAAUGCUGGACCAGGAAGUGAGCCUGGUUUAUCUCAACAGAAUGGCCAAGCUUCUGCUCCAGGUGUUGGGAUAAAUUUUGACAACCCUUCAGUACAGAAAGCUUUAGACAACUUGAUUCAGAGUGGACCAAAUUUGUUAAAAAAUCUAGGUCAGGUUUCUCAGAUAGUGAAGGGUGCUACUGGUGGCCAGUCUCAAGCAAAGGCUAGUUUGACAGGUCCACAGAGUGCUAGUGAAUCUGGUUAUGGUCAGGCUGGUGGUCUAGGUAAUAGUGGUAGGGGUCCCAAUGUUGAAGGGAGAAAUGAAGGGCCUGGUGGUUAUGGUGGAAGGGGAGAAGGCCCUGGUGCAUUUGGAUCCAGAGGUGAGGCUCCAGGCGGUAGCCGUGGUGGUCCGGCUGGCUAUGGUGGUCCUGGUCGACUUGAAAAUUAUGGUCAAAAUGAAGGUGGUGGUUUUGGUCGAAGAGUUGGAGAAGAUGGUGGGUUUGGAGGUGGAAUGGAUGGUUAUGGGGGAGGUGGGUUUAAUGCUCCUGGCAGAGGUGGAAUGGAUAGAGGUUUUGGUAUGGGUGGAGAUCCAGGGUUUGGUGGUGGAGGUGGGAGAGGACGUCCUGGUAUGGGUCCUGGUCCUGGUGGUAUGGGUCCUGGUCCUGGUGGCAUGGGUCAGGGACCAAGGGCAGGUAUGGGUCCUGGAGCCGGCAUUGGCCCUGGCAUGGGACCUGGUAUGGGUAUGGGCAUGGGUCGGGGAAGACGUUAUUAGUUAUGUACCACAACAAGUGGUUUAUAAUUCUGUGAAAAACAAAUUAUGUAUCGAAAAAACAAUGCAUUGCAAGAGAAGUUGUCAUAAAAUUGCUUGCUUAUAGUAUUUUCUGCCUUGAAAUUGUUAGAUGAACAGUAAAUGUGUACCUGUUUCUUGAUCAUGUUUUUACUGGUAUAUUGUUAUAAGGCUUAUACAAGAUUUAUACAUCUUGAACUUUUAAAUUUGUGAUUUCACUCUAUUUCUGGUGUCCAGUUUUUUUGUGUUACCCUGCAUUUUAUUGAAAAUUUUUGUAUUAAUCAUGCUACCCUUGUGACUGUCUUAAAAUAAAAAUCUUGGCUGUAGUUUGAAUAAAGAUGUUGGUGUACAACCUUUAAAUGUG
Messenger RNA from Saccoglossus kowalevskii, 3203 nucleotides. RefSeq lists its product as uncharacterized. The record is from RefSeq and is a predicted model, not a curated record. Gene Ontology annotation, molecular function: RNA binding. Lineage: Eukaryota; Metazoa; Hemichordata; Enteropneusta; Harrimaniidae.